This is a messenger RNA of Microcebus murinus (gray mouse lemur), 2804 nucleotides long. RefSeq names its product family with sequence similarity 83 member G (gene SACK1G). The record is from RefSeq and is a predicted model, not a curated record. Gene Ontology annotation, cellular component: nucleus; cytosol. Gene Ontology annotation, molecular function: protein kinase binding. Gene Ontology annotation, biological process: BMP signaling pathway. Lineage: Eukaryota; Metazoa; Chordata; Mammalia; Primates; Cheirogaleidae.
CCCCGCCGCAUGUGCGCCCCGCCCGCCCGGUCGCUCGUGGGCAGAGAGCAGGGCGCGGCGGCCCGGAGCGCGGGCCGAGCUUGCCGGAUCAAGACCCGACCCUGCCGAGCGCUCCCGUCACCCACCCGCCGCCGGCAGGAGGGCGCGGGAGGUGGCACCAUGGCCUUCUCCCAGGUGCAGUGCCUGGACGACAACCACGUGAACUGGCGCUCCAGCGAGUCCAAGCCCGAGUUCUUCUACAGCGAGGAGCAGCGCCUGGCGCUGGAGGCCCUGGUGGCCCGAGGCCGCGACGCCUUCUAUGAGGUGCUGAAGCGGGAGAACAUCCGCGACUUCCUCUCCGAGCUGGAGCUCGGGCGCAUCCUGGAGACCAUCGAGGUGUACGACCCGGGCUCCGAGGACCCGCGGGGCGUGGCGCCCUGCCCGGGGCCUGAGGACCUCGCGGUCGGGGACGGCGAGGAGGCCAGCGCGGCAGGAGGGGCGCCCGCUGAGGCCAAGCCGCUGCCCUCGCUGGAGUACUGGCCGCAGAAGUCGGACCGCUCCAUCCCGCAGCUGGACCUGGGCUGGCCCGACACCAUCGCCUACCGCGGCGUGACCCGGGCCAGCGUCUACAUGCAGCCCCCGAUCGACGGGCAGGCCCACAUCAAGGAGGUGGUGCGCAAGAUGAUCGGCCAGGCCCAGAAGGUGAUAGCUGUGGUCAUGGACAUGUUCACCGAUGUGGACAUCUUCAAGGACCUGCUUGACGCUGGCUUCAAGAGAAAGGUAGCCGUGUACAUCAUUGUGGACGAGAGCAACGUCAAGUACUUCCUGCACAUGUGUGAGCGGGCCCGCAUGCACCUGGGGCACCUCAAGAACCUCAGAGUGCGGAGCAGCGGGGGAACCGAGUUCUUCACGCGGUCGGCGACCAAGUUCAAGGGUGCCCUGGCCCAGAAGUUCAUGUUUGUGGAUGGAGACCGGGCCGUGUGUGGCUCCUACAGCUUCACGUGGUCGGCCGCGAGGACGGACCGCAACGUGAUCUCCGUGCUGUCCGGCCAGGUGGUGGAGAUGUUCGACCGGCAGUUCCAGGAGCUGUACCUCAUGUCGCACAGCGUCAGCCUCAAGGACAUUCCCAUGGAGAAGGAGCCGGAGCCGGAGCCCAUCCUGCUGCCCUCCGUGGUGCCCCUGGUGCCUGCGGGCACCGUGGCCAAGAAGCUCGUCAACCCCAAGUACGCGCUGGUCAAGGCCAAGAGCGCCGACGAGAUCGCCAAGACCUCUGACAAGCAGGAGGCCAAGAGGCCCCCGGGGCUGCGGGGCCCGGCGCUGGCCGAGGGGCCAGGAGACCUGGCCGAGCCGCUGCCGCCCAUCCACCCCGGGCUGCUCCACCUGGAGAGGGCCAACAUGUUUGAGUACCUGCCCACGUGGGUGGAGCCUGACCCCGAGCCGGGCAGUGACAUCCUGGGCUACAUCAACAUCAUCGACCCCAACAUCUGGAACCCCCAGCCCAGCCAGAUGAACCGCAUCAAGAUCCGCGACACGUCCCAGGCCAGCGCCCAGCACCAGCUGUGGAAGCAGAGCCAGGACGGUGGCACCGCCCCAGAGCUCCGCCCUGCCCCCGGGCCCAGUGCCCUCCAGGACGGCGCCCCAGCCCAGAACGGCCUCCCCCAGGUCGACCCUGAGCCACUGCCCCCCGUGCCCAAGCCCCGGACAGUCCCUGUGGCAGACCUGCUAGCCCACGACGAUGGCAGUGUUGGCUGGGCCGUGGGGACCCCAGAGGAGGAGGCACCCCAGAACGGGACAGGCCACAGUCUGCCCAGGCCGGUGGGCCCAGGCCAGGCCCCGCUCCAGCGGCAGCUGUCAGUGACCCAGGAUGACCCCCACGGCCUCGGGGCAGGGAUCCCGAAUGGGCUGGACCGGGAGGAGGAGGAAGAUGACGAUGACUAUGUGACCCUUAGUGACCAGGACAGCCUCUCGGGCAGCUCCAGCCGUGGCCUGGGCCCCCGGCGGCCCUCAGCGGCCUCCUCCAUGUCGGACGAGUACUUCGAGGUGAGGGAGCGCUCAGCCCCUCUCCAGAGGCGCCACUCGGAGCAGGUGGCCAACGGCCCGGCCCCGCCGCCCCGCCGCCAGCUGAGUGCCCCCCACAUCACCCGAGGGACCUUUGGCGGGCCCCUGGGGGGCUCCCCGUGGGCCCAGGGUCGGGGGAGAGAAGAGGCGGACGUGCCAAGGAGGAUGCAGGCCCAGCGCCGCUCGGACAAGGACGCACAGGGCCAGCAGUUCCAGCACUGUAGGGUCCCUGCCUCGGGGACCAGGAGUAAAGAUGGCUUCCCAGGAGCCUCUCGGUACCGCGCUGCUGCUGACGGCGCCCAGAGCUCUGCCAGGAAGGCAGGCCCUCACCACUGGCAGGCCAGGGGUGGCCCGACACCCCGCGUGCUGCCAGACCCUGCGAGCCCCAGGCUGGCCCGAAAUGCACAGCCCCUGGCCGGUGGCCGGGCCGCUGAGGAGCAUCCGAGCCCCUUCGGAAUCCCGUACUCCAAACUGUCUCAGUCGAAGCACCUGAAGGCCAAGACAGGCGGCGGCCAGUGGGCCUCAUCCGACUCCAAACGGAGGGCUCAGGCCCCCCAGGACCCCAAGGACCCCUAGCAGCCUGCCCCAGCCUGGAGCCAUGCCCCCAGGCCUCGCCCAGCCCAGACUCGCGAUGCAGGAGAGCUGACGGCCGCCUGUGCCCCCGCAGCCCGCCUGGGGUGGCGGGAAGGGGGGUGGGCAGGGAUGCUGGCACUCACCUGGUCAGUGCACCAGUACCAGGUGGCCAUGAUGGUCAGGCCGAAGGUCAU